This is a messenger RNA of Mycena indigotica, 555 nucleotides long. RefSeq lists its product as uncharacterized. Gene Ontology annotation, cellular component: delta DNA polymerase complex. NCBI's taxonomy places the organism in Eukaryota, Fungi, Basidiomycota, Agaricomycetes, Agaricales, Mycenaceae. The transcript has 5 exons. The record is from RefSeq and is a predicted model, not a curated record. Gene Ontology annotation, molecular function: DNA-directed DNA polymerase activity. Gene Ontology annotation, biological process: DNA synthesis involved in DNA repair; DNA-templated DNA replication. The coding region runs from base 1 to 555 and encodes 184 amino acids.
AUGCCCAAAGCUGCGAAACCCUCUUCCUCCCUCAAACAGGCCACCCUCUCCUUUACGGCUAGCAAGACCUCCGUGUCUACAAACAAAAAGAAACCUUCAGUGUCGUUCUCCGACUCUGAAAACGAUGAGACCAACGGCCCGAAGACGCGCGGCGCUCUCAGCGAGAAAGCCGCGUCAUUCAAGACUCCGACAAAGAAACGAGUCGCGGUUAUACCGUUGGAGGAGUCUGAUUCGGAUUCGGAGUUAGAGCAGGAGGUCUUCGACGUGGAUGAACCUCUUGACCUUGACCCCAAAGACAGCCGAUGGACGGACUAUCGAAAAGCCAAGCUGGGGAAAGUGAAACUUAUUCAUACCAAACAGCAAAACGUCUUUGACGAUAUCCUACGCAUGUUUGACCUGUCGUAUCAGUAUGGUCCUUGCAUCGGAAUUACGCGACUUGACCGCUGGGAACGCGCUCAGGCAAUGGGACUUUCCCCACCAAGAGAGAUCUACGACAUCCUUGUCUCUAAACAGGCCGAUGACUAUGCGCAAUCCGUCUUUCAUGGCAAAGUUUGA